Molecule: messenger RNA, 1161 nt
Organism: Neoarthrinium moseri
Lineage: Eukaryota; Fungi; Ascomycota; Sordariomycetes; Amphisphaeriales; Apiosporaceae
Exons: 5
Coding region: 1-1161 (386 amino acids)
Biological process (GO): proteolysis
Cellular component (GO): fungal-type vacuole
Molecular function (GO): aspartic-type endopeptidase activity
Source: RefSeq, a predicted model, not a curated record
AUGGUGCAGGCUUUGUCUCUCGUCGCCCUUGCGGCUACAGCCGCAUCUGUCUCGGCCGGCGUUGUGAAGAUUCCGUUGAAACCCCGAGCUUCGGGAGCCAAUGUGCCCGUUACGGACUGGUUUAAUCGUACAGAUAACCAGUGGUACAGCACAAUCUCGGUCGGCACCCCGCCCCAGGAACUAACCGUCCUCUGGGACACUGGUUCCGGCGACUUACUCCUACCAAGAAGUACUUGCACGACAUGUGGGGACAAGAAAUUGUUCGACUCGUCCAAGUCUAAGUCAUUCUCAAACAAGCCUGGCACGCGCCGACAAGCCUUGUUCUCCACAGGCGCGGACUCCAUACCCUUCACGGUGCCAGAGGGUGCCAGUGGAUUGGUUGUGCAUGACAAGGUCGCACUGGGUGACCUCAGCGUUGCAAGUCAGCAAUUCCUUCUUUGCGACAAGUACGCAGCUGCCCUUGAUGUCAUGCCUAUCGACGGUAUAAUGGGCAUGGGCCCUCCCAGCAGCGGUUCUGAAAAGGCUUGGUAUUGGAAUCUGUACGCGGAUGGACAGCUGGACGCACCCGUCUUCUCCUUCUACACGCCACCCGGCGACAUCAACGGUGGAGAGCUGACACUGGGUGGCAUUGACGACACGAAAUUUGUCGGAAAGCUCAACUACACCGCCUUCUCCGGGGGUGGCUUCACGCUGGCCCAAUCGUCGAUCCUGAUUAACGGCAAGGCCUUCACGGGCACUUCCGCCAAGGGUUCAGCUAUCCUCGACACCGGUACUGCAUUCAUGCAGACCCCGAGCUAUGCCGUUGCCAAGGCACUGUAUGCCCAGAUAUCGUCCAAGAUCACCCAGAUCGAUUCGGCUGGAGCAUGGGGUGCUGAAUGCGAUGUCCUUGACCAAGUUGCACCAGACCUGACUUUUGUCCUUGGACCAUCGGGCUCUGCUUUGAAGUUGACAAUUCCGAAAUCGUCAUUCAACCUGGGAGAGUACCCUGGGCAGCCUGGUAUCUGCCAAGCGUUGUUCAACAAUCCUCUCUCCAACUUCGGUGCGUGGUUGGUGGGAUCUCCGCUGCUGAAACAGUACUACACUGCUUGGGAUGGAGUCAAUAAGCGUAUUGGUUGGGGACAGCUCAAGGCAGAUGGGUCAGCUUUGAUCGAGAUGGCAUAG